Molecule: messenger RNA, 812 nt
Organism: Melitaea cinxia (Glanville fritillary)
Lineage: Eukaryota; Metazoa; Arthropoda; Insecta; Lepidoptera; Nymphalidae
Product: fatty acid-binding protein-like
Exons: 6
Coding region: 1-720 (239 amino acids)
Biological process (GO): fatty acid transport
Cellular component (GO): cytosol; nucleus
Molecular function (GO): fatty acid binding
Source: RefSeq, a predicted model, not a curated record
AUGAGUGAGAAGCUGGAUUCUCAUCAUGAAGUUUUUGAUGAAGAGAAUCCUUCAACACCACAACACAACCAUUAUGCUGAGAAAAAUUACCCUAAUGUAUCACUUGACCUCAACAUAAUGAUAAUGAAGAAAGAAAAUCGCCAAUUCCUCUAUAAGAUUAUUAAAGCGGUCUCACGCAUAAGUGACGCACGUCUUGUGAAUAAAAUAUUCAGUGUCGAUUCCACGUUUGUAAUAAAGCUAAGUAAAAAUAAACAGAAAACAGUAAAUAAUUUUUUCCAGAAAUUUUGUGUUAUUAGUGUCAGUAAAAUGGAAAGCUUUUUCGGUAAAAAAUAUAAACUAAAAUCUUCAGAAAAUUUUGAAGAAUAUCUUAAAUUUAUCGAGGUGGGACUAUUAUCUCGAAAACUUGUCACUUCACUGUACCCAGUCUGCAUAUUGACAAAGAAUGAAGAUGGUUCCUACUCACUCACCAUGAUAACUGCGAUUAGAAAAGUCGUUACUACUUUCAAACUUGGUGAAGAAUUUAUAGAAGAUAGACCUGAUGGUGUAAAGGUUAAAUCGAUAAUGACACUGGAGGGCAACAAACUUAUUCAAAUUCAAAUAGAGAAUAACGGAAGAAAAUCGACGCAUAUUAGAGAAUUUACGGAUCAAAGUCUUACUGUGACGACAACGGCUGAAGGCUGGAACGGAACGUGUGUACGUGUAUAUGAAUUAGUUGAAUAAGUUUAGUUAUGGUUAAUGGGUAAAUGUUGUUAGUAAAUUAUUUGUAGCUGUGAUUAUAAAAUAUUUGCAAAAUAAAUCAUUUUUAAAGGGCA